AUGGCCGCCCCCGGCCAGCCCAGCCCCCAGCAAAUGGCGGCGAUGCAGCAACAGUUCGCCUCCGAAGCCGCCAAACGAGGGAUGACGCCCGAGCAAUUCGCCCAGAAACAGCGAGAACAGCUCACAGCUGACGCAGCGAAGCUCGGAAUGACGCCCGAGCAGUACGUGGCACAGUUGCGAAUGCGGGCCCUGCAGGCGCAUCAGAAGCAGAUGGAAGCGCAGCAGGAGGGCGAGGGACAAGCUUCCCCACAGGGCGAGCAGCAGCAACAGCAGGGACAAUCGCCGACUCCGCAGCAGCCACAGCAGCAGACACACCAAGUGCCCGUGCAACCGGGUCAACCGGCUGAUCCCAAGGCGCUGGCCGUGGCCAACUUCCUGCGGUCGCAGAACCUGAAGCCGCGGACGUGUAUCUUGGAUGGACAGCGAAAGGACAUGUUCAAAGUGAAACGAGCCAUCCGCGCCAUUGAAUCCCCCGCCUACGCCAAAGCCGCCGCAAAGAAGAACUCCCUCCUCCCACCUGUGACAGACCGCGCCUCUGCCGAAAAUGUAUUCAAGCUGCUUCCGCUCUCGCUACUUGCUCUCCGUGUGAGCAAGAUUGACCCGCACGCCGGGCACAACCAUGCCAAACCCAAGAACCGCGUCAAAGGCCUGUGGACUGUGAAGAUCGAGCAGCACCAGGAGACCGACCCGAUGAUGCACUACGUUUGGCUGUACGAAGGACCGCAAUGGAAGCAGAAAGCCAUGGCGGCCGCCGUCGUGGCGGGUAUUUUUGCCGUGGUGCUGUUCCCUCUGUGGCCGAUGGUGAUGCGUCAGGGUGUGUGGUAUCUCAGUGUGGGCAUGAUGGGAUUGCUGGGUCUCUUCUUUGCCAUGUCGAUCUUCCGCCUGAUUUUGUUCUGCAUCACUGUUUUCGCUGUUCCUCCCGGUCUCUGGCUGUUUCCGAACUUGUUCGAAGACGUGGGUUUCUUCGACAGUUUCAAGCCUCUAUGGGGCUGGCAAGAGAGCAAAAAGAAGAAGAGCAAGAAGGUCAAGGCCGAGUCGGCACCAGUUGCAGAGACUGCCCCUUCAGCUAGCACUACCUCCGUCGAGCCUGGACCUGCUGCAAGCUCGGGUCCCGUGAAGCGAGAUCUCACAGCGCGGGUAGAAGAGGUGGAGGAGUAA
Penicillium argentinense is the source of this 1158-nucleotide messenger RNA. RefSeq names its product Sec62 family protein translocation protein. Gene Ontology annotation, cellular component: endoplasmic reticulum membrane; endoplasmic reticulum. NCBI's taxonomy places the organism in Eukaryota, Fungi, Ascomycota, Eurotiomycetes, Eurotiales, Aspergillaceae. The transcript has 3 exons. The record is from RefSeq and is a predicted model, not a curated record. Gene Ontology annotation, biological process: post-translational protein targeting to membrane, translocation. The coding region runs from base 1 to 1158 and encodes 385 amino acids.